AUGUCACAAAGUCGACCCGGGUUGUUCCCGAGUUUGCGCAUGGGUGAGGUGAUCCGGGAGAAGGUCCAAGAUGGACUGACCGGCGAGGCCAAGGAGAUCUCCUACACCCAGUGUAAGAUCGUGGGCAAUGGCUCAUUCGGUGUCGUGUUUCAGACCAAGAUGGCUCCGAGCGGCGAGGAUGCUGCAAUCAAGCGAGUCCUCCAGGAUAAGCGGUUUAAGAACCGUGAGCUGCAGAUCAUGCGGAUUGUGCGCCAUCCUAACAUCGUGGAGCUGAAAGCCUUCUACUACUCCAACGGCGAUAGGAAAGAUGAAGUCUAUCUCAACCUCGUUCUCGAGUAUGUCCCAGAGACCGUCUAUCGCGCAUCCCGCUACUUCAAUAAACUCAAGACCACGAUGCCCAUGCUGGAGGUCAAGCUCUACAUCUACCAACUGUUCCGGUCGCUGGCCUACAUCCACUCACAGGGUAUCUGUCACCGUGAUAUUAAACCACAGAAUCUUCUUUUGGAUCCCGCCACUGGGAUCUUGAAGCUGUGCGAUUUCGGUUCGGCCAAGAUUCUCAUCGAGAAUGAGCCCAACGUGUCAUACAUCUGCUCUCGCUACUACCGGGCGCCUGAAUUGAUCUUUGGUGCGACCAACUACACAACGAAGAUUGAUGUUUGGUCGACUGGCUGUGUGAUGGCUGAACUGAUGCUUGGACAACCCCUGUUCCCUGGCGAAUCAGGCAUUGACCAACUGGUGGAAAUCAUCAAGGUCUUGGGCACUCCCACUCGGGAACAAAUCCGCACCAUGAAUCCCAACUACAUGGAGCACAAGUUCCCACAAAUCAAACCCCAUCCCUUCAAUAAGGUCUUCCGUAAGGCCCCACCAGAGGCCAUUGAUCUCAUCUCUGCCCUUCUGGAAUACACCCCGACACAACGGUUGUCCGCAGUGGAAGCGAUGUGCCACCCUUUCUUCGAUGAGCUCCGUGACCCGAAUACCCGCCUUCCAGACUCGCGCCACCACAACAACCCCUCCAAGGAUCUCCCCGCUCUUUUCGAUUUUUCACGACAUGAAUUGUCGAUCGCCCCUGAACUCAACAACAAGAUGAUUCCCCCUCACGCUCGUCCAGCCCUUGAAGCCCGCGGCCUCGGCCUUGAUACCUUCAAACCUCUUGCCAAGGAGGAAAUGCUUGCACACCUCGACUGA
Molecule: messenger RNA, 1185 nt
Organism: Penicillium paradoxum
Lineage: Eukaryota; Fungi; Ascomycota; Eurotiomycetes; Eurotiales; Aspergillaceae
Product: GSK family serine/threonine-protein kinase
Exons: 7
Coding region: 1-1185 (394 amino acids)
Biological process (GO): protein phosphorylation; signal transduction
Cellular component (GO): cytoplasm
Molecular function (GO): protein serine/threonine kinase activity; protein serine/threonine/tyrosine kinase activity; ATP binding
Source: RefSeq, a predicted model, not a curated record